CUCCUCCUCCUCCUCCCGCUCCCCUCUUUUAUCAUCCUGGCUGGCUGGGCGCUGCGCUGGCGAGUUGACUCCUUCCCUCCCCCCCGCCCCGCGGCCCCCCUCCCCCCGCCCGCGCCGUGAGCACCGGCGGCGCGGAGGCGAGAGCCCACUUGCGAGGCGGCAGAAGCAGCAUAAGGCAGCGCGGCGGCGGCGGCGGCAGCGGCGGCGGCGGCAGCAGCAGCACCCGAGCGGCGGCGGCGGCGGGAGCGGCGGCGGGAGCAGCAGCGGCGGCGGCGGCGGCGGCGGCAGCGGGGACACGGCGCGGCGGGAGCGGCGAAGCGGCUGAGCGGGGCAGAGCGGAGCGCAGCGCGGCGCGGCGGGGACGGAGAGGAGGAACAAAUAAACAAUCAUAAUAAUAAUAAUUAAUAAUAAUAACAAUAAUAAUAAUAUUAAUAAAAAAAAGCGAGGAGAGGAGGAGGAAAAAAACCAAACAGCCAGCCCCCCCCACCCCCGAGCCAAAAAGAGGGAGAGAGAGAGAAAGAGAGCAGCGCCCGGGCGGAGCGGCGGAGAGGAAGAAUUAAAGCGAGCGAAGGAGGGAGGAGAGACAGAGCAGAGAGAGAGAGAGAGGAGGAAAGAGGAGGAAAAAAAAAAAAAAGCCCACAAAAACAAAGCGAUCGCAGUUGAUGUUGCUGCUGCAAGCUGGACUUCCAAAAACUACGGCGAGACCGUCCGCUCUCCGCGCCGAGAAAAGUCUCCUCAACUGUGCGUGUUUUUUUCCGCUGUGUGUGUAAUCUUUAACCUUUUAUUCAUUCUUAUUUUGAUGGCUUUCCUGAAUGGCUGACUGCGAGCUUCCCUGGACCUGGCCCCCAGACACCCGCCUCUCCUCCUUCAACUACUCUGCUGCAGAUCAGCUCUAAGAGAGAGAGAGGGAGAUCUUUGAAGAGAUUUUUUUUUUUUUUUCCUCUCUCUCUCUCUCUCUCUCUCUCCCUCUCUCCCCCACCCCCACCACCCCUUUACUUUGCUCUCCUGGAGCCCAGACAAUCGACUCGCAACUCGCCCCCCCGCACACACACCUCCAUCGCCCCGUGCUUCUGCACCUUCGCCGGUACCGGGAGAUCCCCCCCACCCCGACCCUCCUAAAAAAAAAAAAAAAAAAAAAAAAAGGCAAAACAACAAAAGAGAGAGGGGGAAAGAGAGAGAGAGAGGGGAGGAAAGAAAAAAAAAAAAAGACUGCUGCAGAGCUGAUCUGAAAAGCAAAGCAAACAAACUUUGAAAAUAAAGGGGGAACAGGAAGUUUGGCAACGGUGUCCAAUAGAUAUGGCAAUGGUAGUCGGUGCGUGGCGAGACCCCCAGGACGAUGUGCCCGGAGCUCAGGGAACGCAGCCUUCGCAAGCCCCGCCGGUGCAGGGACCUCCGGCCGGGGCCCCGCACACCCCACAGACCCCGGGGCCCGGGGGGCCUCCCAGUACGCCAGCCCAGACCAACCCGCCAAGCCAGCAGAACCAAGGAGACAAACAGCAGCAGCAGCAGCACAUUGAAUGUGUGGUUUGUGGGGACAAGUCUAGUGGCAAACAUUAUGGCCAGUUUACCUGCGAGGGUUGCAAGAGUUUCUUCAAGCGGAGUGUAAGGAGGAAUCUCAGCUACACUUGUCGUGCCAACAGGAACUGUCCCAUUGACCAGCACCACCGCAAUCAGUGUCAGUACUGCCGCCUCAAAAAAUGCCUCAAAGUUGGCAUGAGACGGGAAGUUUCUUCUUUAUUUACUGCAGCGGUCCAGAGGGGCAGAAUGCCACCCACACAGCCAACUCAUGGUCAGUUCGCCUUGACAAACGGGGACCCUCUCAACUGCCAUUCCUACCUAUCCGGAUAUAUCUCCCUUCUUCUGAGAGCAGAGCCCUACCCCACCUCCCGCUUUGGCAGUCAGUGCAUGCAACCCAACAACAUCAUGGGCAUCGAGAACAUUUGUGAACUGGCAGCUAGGAUGCUCUUCAGCGCGGUGGAGUGGGCCAGGAAUAUCCCCUUCUUCCCAGACCUCCAGAUCACAGACCAGGUGGCCCUCCUGAGGCUGACCUGGAGCGAGUUAUUUGUCCUCAACGCUGCCCAGUGCUCCAUGCCCCUCCACGUAGCUCCGCUCCUGGCAGCUGCUGGCCUCCACGCUUCGCCAAUGUCUGCUGACCGAGUGGUCGCCUUUAUGGACCACAUACGAAUCUUCCAAGAGCAAGUAGAAAAACUGAAAGCAUUGCAUGUCGACUCUGCAGAAUAUAGCUGUUUAAAGGCCAUAGUCCUCUUCACCUCAGAUGCCUGUGGUCUCUCUGAUGUAGCCCAUGUUGAAAGUUUACAGGAGAAGUCACAGUGUGCUUUGGAAGAGUAUGUUAGGAGCCAGUAUCCCAACCAGCCAACACGAUUCGGGAAGCUAUUACUACGUCUCCCCUCCCUUCGCACUGUCUCCUCUUCUGUCAUAGAGCAAUUGUUUUUCGUCCGUUUGGUAGGUAAAACCCCCAUAGAAACCCUAAUCAGGGAUAUGUUACUGUCUGGCAGCAGUUUUAACUGGCCUUAUAUGUCCAUUCAAUAAAAUAUUCGAGAGAGAAAAAAAAAAAUUAAAAAAAAUCAAAAAUUGAGAAGGGAGAUGAGAGAGAGUGAAAGGAAAGCAAAUGACAUUUGGGUUCUGGUUGUUUCUUAAAUUUCCUUCUGCUAAGAAAGGAUGUAAAAGGAUGUUACAAGUUUGCUAAGAGAAGACAGGAAAAAAAUUAAUGGACUGUGAAUUAAAAAAAAGAGACUGUCAAAUGAACUUUUACAGAAUGCAUUAAAAACUCCCGUGUCGUUCAGAAAAAAAAACUUGCUACUUAUCAUUUUUUGUAAAAAAUAAAAAAGAGAGAAAGAAAACAGAAAGAAAGAAAAAAGAGAAAGAAGAAGAAAAGAAACGAUGGUGGGCUUUUUCUUUUUUUCUUUUUUCUUCUUUUUUUUCUUUUUUGGGGUAAACUUUUUAAAAAAUCUCGCUUAAAGUGCAUUUAAAGGAAAUUUGGAGAAAAUUAGCAGAACGGAAGAAAGUAAGUCUUUUUUUUCCAAAUUAUUAAUUGUCCUAUGUGUCUAUGUACCUAUAGCUGUUCUUUUUUGUAUUUUUCUGGUUUCAAACCAGUUUAUUCUGUGGUUCUAUAAUAAUUUUUGAUAUAACCUUGGCUUCUUUAAAAAAAAAAAGUGUAUCCUUAAAAUAUAUGUUCUGAAAGAAUUAAAACUGAGUCCACGAAAGUAUCAUAGGAAGAAAGGAAGAGAAAAAAAAAACCCUCAACAACACAAUGAUGGAAGCGCACUUAAGGUGGUGACCCAAAAUCUAGCUUGAAGCUGAGAGAGCUAUAAUUAUAUAGACCCGAAUGAACCACACGUGUCAUAUAACUCCCCCAAAUCUAGGUUUUUUGAUAUUUCGGACAGAAAAUGAACUGUGGGGAUUUAUUAUAGGUAGAAGGAAUUUGUGUCCAAGACACACUACGGUUUUGAUUUAAAAAACAAACAAACAAGCAAAGUGAACUUUUGUAAUUUGAAUUGGGUUCCACAUAGUUCAUCAUGAAUUGUUAUUAAACUCCUCUAUCUGUUUGUAUAUUUGCAAGCCCUUUGUAUUAUAAUAAUUGUUGAUAUUUUCCCUUUUUAAAAAAUACCAUUGAAAUCAGCAUGACAAAAUAACACUGUUGGCACUUAUAGAUAACGUGAUUGAUUCAGUAUCUUAGAGUUUACAGUUUUGUGUUUAAAAAAACUGAAGGUUUUUUUUUAAGUGCAACAUUUCUGUAUACUGUAAAAGUUAUAAUAACUGAACUGUUUGGUCGAGUCUUUGUGUGUUAUAUUCCAAGGAAAAUUGAAAGUAUUCAGAAAUUAAAAUAUUAUUUGAUAUCUGAAA
This is a messenger RNA of Grus americana (Whooping crane), 3864 nucleotides long. RefSeq names its product nuclear receptor subfamily 2 group F member 2 (gene NR2F2). Gene Ontology annotation, biological process: anatomical structure development; cell differentiation; negative regulation of transcription by RNA polymerase II. Gene Ontology annotation, molecular function: RNA polymerase II cis-regulatory region sequence-specific DNA binding; zinc ion binding; retinoic acid binding. NCBI's taxonomy places the organism in Eukaryota, Metazoa, Chordata, Aves, Gruiformes, Gruidae. The transcript is spliced from 3 exons. The record is from RefSeq and is a predicted model, not a curated record. The coding region runs from base 1297 to 2550 and encodes 417 amino acids.